GGAUUUUCAUAUCGGACUCGGUAGCUGCUUACAUUUCUCUGAAUAGGAACUACACUGCAGGUGGAGGGAUGAGUCUCUCCCCUGUGAUUGGCACAGAAGUGCCAGAAACGGCUAACGGAGUUGUGACACCCGUCCCUUCAGAGAACGGCCCUCAUGUUCCGGUCCCAGUGAAAUGUGGGGGAAGCAGAGUGCCCUGUCCUGAGGAGGAGUCUGAAGACAGAGCCCUUGGACACGCAGAGAACCACGUAGAUGUGGAAAACAGAGUUUACGAUGGCGAAGGCCGCUUGGAGACAGAGACCUACAAUAAUGAGAGAACAUCUAGUUUAUCAUCACACACCUCUCAUGUGACAGACCCCUCCCUCCCUGCUGCUACAUGCACAGGAGACUCAGAAUCAGGCUCUAAAGACACAGACAUUCCCGAGGCCUCUGACACCGUCGAGCCUCCCGGUGCAGCUCUGCUGUGGGGCUCUGCACAGCAAGCACACUCCAAAGACUCAUCUCAGCGAGGAGGCUCUCCCACCUCGUACAGACAGCAGACGGAGGCAGAGGCUGUAGAUGGAGGCACUGAUAGCCAAGAGGAAGAGGAGGACGAGGAAGAUGGAGAGAAAGAAAAACAGGACGAGGAGGACGAUGAGAAGAAUGAAAAAAAGUGGAUUCAUCAGCGUGCAGGAGGAAGAAAAGAGGUAGAGUCUUCGCGACACUACUCCUCAUCAGCCCCCGGUCCCAGCACCACGUCCUCUUCCUCGCCUCCACCUCCUCUUCUGCCCUCUGAUGACGUCCCCUGCCCUCCCCACGUCAUGGCCCAGGUCUGGGUUCGCAACGUCCGGGGGAUGCAGGACAGCAAGAGCCUGGAUGAAAUCAGCCAAGCAUGUGGAGGUGGUUCGGGGGCCCGGGGAGGAGGCAGAGGUGGCCAGUCAGAGGGCCGACGGGCCACAAUCUCCUCAGCUCUGGAGCUCGAAGGGACGGUCAGCCAUGAAGGAGACCUGACUCACUUCAUCACCAAGAACCUGGAGCAGAAAAUCAAGAUGAGCUCUAAGCCUAGUCUGGACUGCAGUGACUCGGACUGUUCAGGUCCCAUCUACCGAAGCAGGGGGUUGUCACGGAGACCGGCAGAUAUCCCUCCCAUUGAUCCCGCUGUCCUGUUGGAUCUUCAGAAACACACCCAGGAAGUGGCACACAGUGUGGAGAUGAUGAUGCGGAGCCUCAAUGGAACCAUCCAGAAUAUGACAGCUCUGAGUGUGGGCUACAUCCAGACCUACAGAGACUCAGUUGACAGCCUAGGGGAGUCUGUGGACAUGAGUAUAAAGGGCAUGUACACGCUGAUGGCUCGCUGCGAGGAGCUGGAUCGUUCCAUGCAGCCCAUACACACCCUGGCUGCACAGAUACGUGACAUCAAACGCACCCUGGAUGCCCUGGAGGCGAUCUGCAAGUAACGCCACCUGUCCGGUACGAAUACACAUCUCAGCUGCAAAGAUCCAACAUCAAGCACAUCCUGAUCAAGGCUGUCUGCUAGUAAACCCACCUGUCUGCAGGUAGCACACACACACUGCAGCGAAGAUUAAGUGCACCUGUGGAUUCCUGGAACCAUUGCUACUAGGCAUGCUGGAUGAUUGGCGCUCAUAGUCCCUCUGCUUGUUCAUCCCUUGAAGAUGACCACGUUUGUGUUGUGAGAUUUCAGUUGAAUUGGGCUUAAUUUGCUCUCGGGGCUGAGCUUUCUCUUCCUUUGUUUUUUUUUUUUGUUUUU
This is a messenger RNA of Morone saxatilis (striped sea-bass), 1744 nucleotides long. It is a transcript of the gene borcs6, whose product is annotated as BLOC-1 related complex subunit 6. The transcript has 7 exons. NCBI's taxonomy places the organism in Eukaryota, Metazoa, Chordata, Actinopteri, Moronidae. Bases 69 to 1433 code for a protein of 454 amino acids. The record is from RefSeq and is a predicted model, not a curated record. Gene Ontology annotation, biological process: lysosome localization. Gene Ontology annotation, cellular component: BORC complex.